UCUAAGCAGCGGACGACGACAAUAGGAUAUUUGGGGCUCGACUACGCACGCGUUUUAGCCUGAAUGGAAAAAGGGACUAUUCGGGUGGUUGCAGAAGCAAAAAUGGUUGCAGAGCCAGAGACAUACAAAUUAGAGUUUGUCUUGUGUACAUGACAUCUUUUUGCCGAGCGUUUGCUCCAAACGUACUUCCUCUUAACUUAGUUCGAAUUGUGUUUUCGUAAUGUACCCUGCCUAAUCGCUCCCUCCCCCUGGUUUUUUUUCCCGCCACAUGGAACCGAGGCUUGUCCAGCGGCCUUCAUCCCGUUUAAACAGCAAAGAUACUUUUCCUCGAUUGCUUUGAUUGCUCUGCGGAGGUCGUAAGCGGAUAAUUGGCAAUAAAGUACCAGUUAUGUAUUUCUUUUUAUCUCAGAGUAUUCUUCCUGUCGUAUUUGCCGUGCUAGUGGUAUUGAUUACUUGGUACCUAUGGCGAAGAAUGGUUAAGGGGCCAGGGUCGAAUUCUGGGGAAGAAACACACACAGUGACGGCAAAACAGAAGGAUGAUGAUAACAAUGAGGUGACAGUUGAGGAGGCUACAAAGUUUCUGGAAGGAGCAGGAAUUAUAAAGGCAAAAGAUAUUCAUUACCUCAGUGAGGAUGAAAAAGAGAAGAUUUGUAGAGAGUCUAGUGAACCCAUCUCAGAGGAGCCAGAAAAGAGAAAGGAGAAAGAAAUAACAAUGGCAGAUGCUUCCAACAUUCAGACUUACUACAAGUCAAGUCGAUUGGGUAUCAAAGAUAUUGAAAACCAAAUGACUGAAGAGGAAUUGGAUCAAGAAAAAGAGAUGCAGAGGAAACAGCUGGAAGAGAUUUUCAAGCUGCUAGAAAAUGAUAAGGACAAGUAUGGUGUAACAACAAUGGAUGAUCUACAAGCACAGAUGAAGUUAUACACGAGAUAGUACUCUAAUGAUUAACUUGUUAUUUUGUGUAAAGAGAUCAGGAUAACUCAAGCAGUUAUUUUGAAGUCAUCAGUAUGUAAAAAUAAUUUAUUUGCAGGGUUGACUUAAUUACAUAAACUAAAGAGUAUGUUUUCUGUUUUUAUUUA
Molecule: messenger RNA, 1077 nt
Organism: Pocillopora damicornis (cauliflower coral)
Lineage: Eukaryota; Metazoa; Cnidaria; Anthozoa; Scleractinia; Pocilloporidae
Source: RefSeq, a predicted model, not a curated record